CUCGUUCUUUUUUUUUUUAUCUGUAAAAAAAUAGUCAUGAUUUCACAAAUAAAAAAUUUGUUUAAACAAAAAAAGACGUUUCCUAGAGAUGAAGAAGAGAAGCAAAAGAAUAAGGAUGUAGCAACGCGUAUUGUACAAGAAGAAAAGCAAAGAAAGACUAUUAUGCCUCAAUAUCCUGGACUAGAAAGAUUUGACAUCAUAGAAAAGAUUGGAGAAGGUGCAUUUUCAUAUGUAUUCAAGGCUAGAGACACAGUAACAGAUCAAGAAGUGGCUAUUAAAGUAGUUAGGAAAAGAGAAUUGGAUGCAUCUGAGAACGGAAAAGCUCACCUACAUCCAAAUAUGAAAAAGAAGACAAAAGCAACAGAAAGAGCUAAUAUUCUUAAAGAAGUGCAAAUCAUGCGAAAUAUCAAGCACAAGAAUAUUGUUCAACUCAUCCAAUUCUCUGAAUCAGAUGAUUAUUACUUUUUGGUCUUGGAAUUAUGCCAAGGAGGAGAACUGUUUCAUCGUAUCGUCAAAUUGACGUAUUUCAGUGAAGAUCUUGCAAGACAUGUCAUCACUCAAGUAGCUGAAGGUAUUCGCUAUCUUCAUGAAGAAUGUGGCGUAGUUCAUCGUGAUAUCAAACCAGAGAAUAUCUUAUUUGAACCUAUUCCUUGGAUCCAACGUGAGCAGGUCGCGAAUCCAUUUGGUGAUGAAGAUAAAGUAGAUGAGGGUGAAUUUAUAGACGGUGUCGGAGGUGGCGGUAUUGGUACAGUCAAGAUUGCUGACUUUGGUUUAUCAAAAGUCAUCUGGGAUAAUUCAACAUUAACACCUUGUGGUACCGUUGGCUAUACUGCCCCUGAAAUCGUCCGCGACCAAAAAUAUUCAAAAGCAGUCGACAUGUGGGCCAUUGGUUGUGUACUCUAUACCAUCCUUUGUGGUUUCCCUCCAUUCUAUGAUGAAUCAAUUCGUGCACUUACACACAAGGUGGCCAAGGGUGAAUAUACUUUCUUGAGUCCCUGGUGGGAUCCUAUCUCCCCAGCUGCCAAAGAUCUCAUCAGCAACUUACUCUGUGUCGAUCCUGAAAAACGUUAUACGAUCAACGAUUUCUUUAAACAUCCUUGGGUCACUAAAUCUCAAUUCCCUCCACCUGCUCCACAAGAGAUAGAUAUUCCUGCUUCUAUCAAGCACAAGCCAAGUAAUGAUCCACGAGCACGAGCUAUGCAAAAUGCAGCAGUCAAGGCAGCAGCUACUCAAGAAGAACAAAAGAGACAGAACCAGUUUCAGACGGAUCUUACACAACCUGGAACGACAAAAGCGACAAAACGUACAGAUGUCUUUUCUCCAGGAAUCUCAUCUAUCAAGGAAAUAUUGGACAUCACGUAUGCAGUACAACGUAUGGGAGAAGAAAAGAAAAUGCGCACACCAGUUGGUCAUACGAAUCGUACGCUUGGUGGAUACGAUUCUAUUUCUGAAGAAGAAGAAGAAGAAGAAGACGAUAAACAUCAUGACCCAACAUUUGGUAUUCAAAAAGAAGUCAUUGCCAUGGCAGAACAGUUAGUGCAUGAUAAGAAGGGUGUUGCACCUGCUUCUGUUUAUCCCAUUGCCCAACAACCAAAGAAUAGAUAUGAAAACACAAUAUCCACACCAACAUCAAGAAGAAAACGCAAUAUAUUUGAACUUGAUAUGAACAAGGCAACCUUGCUAAGAAAUAGACGCUUACAUCAUCAACAACAAGAAAAUUAA
Messenger RNA from Rhizopus microsporus ATCC 52813, 1722 nucleotides. RefSeq names its product Pkinase-domain-containing protein. Gene Ontology annotation, molecular function: protein serine/threonine kinase activity; ATP binding. Gene Ontology annotation, cellular component: nucleus. The record is from RefSeq and is a predicted model, not a curated record. Bases 37 to 1722 code for a protein of 561 amino acids. Gene Ontology annotation, biological process: protein phosphorylation; mitotic DNA damage checkpoint signaling. The transcript has 5 exons. NCBI's taxonomy places the organism in Eukaryota, Fungi, Mucoromycota, Mucoromycetes, Mucorales, Rhizopodaceae.